Molecule: messenger RNA, 10448 nt
Organism: Podarcis lilfordi (Lilford's wall lizard)
Lineage: Eukaryota; Metazoa; Chordata; Lepidosauria; Squamata; Lacertidae
Source: the annotation of a GenBank genome assembly
GAGAGAGAAAGGUGACGGCUGUACCGGAAGCGCAGGGCCGCCUACAACUCUCGGGCUUCUCUCCCAUUCUCUUCGCCUUGGCGUCCGGGGAAGACGACGACGACUCGGCGCAUCUCCUGCGAGGAGCUUGCUGAGGGGGCCCGGCAUCCUGAGGGGCGAGAGAUACCGCGCAGCGCAGGCCUUUUCGCGCGCGCCUUUACCUGCCAACAGGUGUUUCGUUUCCCAGAGCGACCCCCGUCCGGCCCGCGCUCCCCUCUCCGGCCCCGGGAUGGCCCUCAACAAAUCUAUGCACGCGAGGAACAGAUACAAGGACAAGCCGCCGGAUUUCGCUUACCUGGCGUCCAAGUACCCGGAAUUUAAACAACACGUGCAGAUAAAUUUGUCCGGGAGGGUGAGGUAAGUUCUCAGUAGCAUAUGUAUGUAUUCUGUAUAAUACAGUAAUAUAAAUUUAUUUAUUUAUUUGUUUGUUUGUUUGUUUGAAAUCAGUUUUCAAAAAAGUUUCAGGAGAUUCUUUAUGUAUGUUACAGUUGCUGCCAGAAUUCUAAUAGCAAAAGGCUGGAAGGGAGAGGAUAUUUCCAUCUAAAUUAGAAUGGCAAAACAAAAUAAGAGAGUGCGCUGAGCUGGCGAGAUUAUCAGCAAGGUUAAGAGACGUUACAGAUGGAAAAUUUAUCAGAGAGUGGGAUAUAUGCAGAGUAUAUGUAAAAGAACAUAGUGAAAAGUUGGCAGGUCUUGAUUGAGCUUCGGUGUGUAAGUGGGAUAAUUUUAUAAAAUAAAAUUGAUAUUAAGUCAAAUAACAGAGAAAGUAAAGUUUAAGCGCAUAUUUAAGGAAAUUAAUUUGGGAACUCAAGGGGAAGAUCGGAGGUCUUGUCAAAUUUAAUCACUGAUGGAUGUACAAAGCAAGUACUAGUUAAAAAAUGAAUAAUUGUUUAUUUCAUAUGUUGCCUAUAACAUCUAUUGCAUAUUUAUGUUACAAAGUUUUCAACCGAUAAAGCAUUUAAAAACUGGGAGGGGGGAUGAAAUCAUUUUUAUUUGAUUUUACAGAUAUGAAUUUAUAACAUUCCAAAUGCAUAUCCAUAUAUAGAGAUUACUCUUCAUCUCGAGACUCCCCCCCCCCAUGGGUCCUAUUGUCAACAUUUACAACUGCAUAUUAUUCCAUACAAAAAUAAUGGUAUUAUUUUUAUAAUAUAGUAAUAUUAUAUUAUAGAAAUAAUACUAUAAAUAAUAUCUAUAGAAAUAUUAUAAAUAAUAAUUUUAUUCUUAUCAGUAGCCUAAUAUAAUGUAACAUAAUUAUAAUUAUAUUAGGCUGCCAACAAGAAUCGCGCUUCAUGCCAGUAGCAAAAAGGCAAGGUUUUUUUGUGGGGUUUUUUUGCCCUGCAUCCAAAAACUUGAGCCACUUGGGGGUUGGAGAAGGAGGUACCACAGAAUUGUAGAGUUGGAAGGGAGCCCCCCCCCCCGGGUCACUUAGUCCAACCUGCUGCAAUGCAGGAAUCUUUUUACCCUAUGUGGCGUCCAGAACCAUGUUAUUGAGAUUAAGUGUCUUAUGCUCUACUGGCAUAAACUGGAGUUUAUGAUAUGCGUUGUGUUCAUUUGCAGGCACGGGCCUGGUUCAGCCUUGGAAAUAAGCCCACAAAUGCUACUAUAGUCAUACCUCGUGUUGUGUUGUGUUGUGCUCUGCUCUUCUUACGAACUUUCAGCUUACGAACAUGGCAAACCCAGAAGUGUUUACUUCCAGGUUUGCCGCAUGCACAGAAGCGAUCUGUGCGCUUUGCGCAUGUGCAGAAGUGCUUGAUCAUCGCGCACAUGCGUGGAAGAGGCGCUCUAGUUGCGGACUUUUUGGGGUGCGAAUGGCACCCCAAAACGGAUUAAGUCCGCAACUAGAGGUACCACUGUAGAUCACUAAGAGACUAGUAGCUUGCAGUUUCCAUUCCAGCCACAGAGGAGGGAAGCCCCUUACUUUGCAGAGAGGUUUGACCACAGCGCACCAAACCGAGCUCCUCCUCAUUAGUGCCCCCAAGUGGAUAUCUUUAUUCUCUUGCCACCUCCACUGAAACAGCUUUUUAACCUCUGGAAGCUUACUGGCCCAGCCAGCUUUCUGUACUGAGUAGAGUGGUGAGAUAAUCAGGCUUGGGUUGAACAACAAGGCCUCAAAGCUUUUUCUUUCCUUUUAAAUUCCCUGCUAUUCUUAUUUGCAAGAGUGAACAUAGCCAAGUCUGGCAUCUGUAGUGCAUUCCACGCUACGUUCCUUGAUGCAAAACAGGAAUUCUUCAGCUCACCUAUUAUCUUGUGCCUUUCAGUGUGAACUUCAAGGAUCCAGAAGCGGUGAGAGCCUUAACAUGCACCCUGUUGAAAGAAGACUUUGGACUACAAAUUGACAUACCUUUGGAGAGGCUCAUUCCGACUGUUCCCUUGAGGCUCAACUAUAUCCACUGGGUCGAAGAUCUGAUUGCUCAGCAGGACGCUGCUGCUAAAGAUUCAGCUACAUGGGGAAUAGACAUAGGUAUGUUUCGUGUUGGUGACUUGUAGAUCAGUCCUAAGUCCCACUACACACGUGGGCCACUUGUGUUGUCACAAUAUCACCAUAAUUUAGCCUUUGUCCUGUAAUUUCCCAGCACAAAAGUUGAGGGGGGGGUGCUAUUUACAAAAAGCGCAGAGCAGAGCAUCAGCCACACACUCCAGCAUAUAAUGGGAGCGGACUGUCUAUGCUCCCAUGAUAACCAGGCAUCCAGACCACUCACAUUAGUGGGGAGACACAUCUAUGAUGUCCCCCUCCCCAUACAUAACCCACCAGGCAAAAUGACACCACAGUGCCCCCUCCCAUGUAAUGAAUUGGGGUUUUUGUUUAUGUCCAGGAGUCCUGAGAGAGGAUACAUAUCGGAGUUUUAAGAAGUCGGGUGUUUGCAAAGCUAUUUGUGUGAACUUGUAAAGUUCACACAAAAUGUCCUUUCUACAUAGUUUUGAUCACCAAAGAUUUCCCGCAUCAACUCUCAUGCAUGUGAUAUGAAGCCACAUUUGCCUUUCUUACUUUCUCCCUUUCAGGGGUUUAUGUACUUCUGUGGGUGUGCUCUGACUGGGUGUAGAUUUAGUCUGAAUCCAUUGUGAAGGAGUAAGUGCUUUUUGACCAUACAGUCCAGUGGAUUAUUUUUCAUUCAUGUCACUUCUGUAGCUGGUACAGAGUUCUUCUGAGGACAGCGUUGUGGUGAGGCAGGGUGGUUAGAGCAGGCCUUAUUUCGCCUGCUUGUGAAGCAUCAAGUGUUGCAAGGUAUUUUGUGGAAUAGGAAAUGCUCUUCUCAAACAGUGGCACUAAAUAGAAAGUAAUUUAGCAUGUUCUACCUAAUAGUACUUGCUGGCCAACUGGUAAAAUUCAUAUAUUGAGAGAUAGAUAGAUCCUUAGAAAAUGCAUUCUGGGUUGUUUAUUUUGAAUGCUCUGCGGUGUUUUAACUUUUGCACUUUUCUUGGGUGUGUUGCAGGAACAGGUGCCUCUUGUAUUUACCCAUUACUUGGUGCAACUUUGAAUGGAUGGUAUUUCAUUGCAACAGAAGUGGAUGAUGUGUGUUUCAGCUUUGCCAAGAAAAAUGUGGAACAAAACAACUUAUCCAACCUUAUAAAAGGUAUCAUUAUAUCCCUCUUGUCCCAAUCUUAUGCUGCAAAGUAGUUUGCAUACAGGCAAAAUUAUCCAUGCAUUGCAUUAUUUUGAGGCAGAAGCCGAGAGUUUUGUUUAUACAGUGGUACCUUGGUUCUCAAACUUGAUCCAUUCCAGGAGUCCGUUCAGCUCCCAAAACUGUUUGAAAACCAAGGCAUGGCUUCCAAUUGGCUGCAGGAGCUUCCUGCACUUAAUCGGAAGCCUUGUCGGACGUUCGGCUUCCGAAAAACGUUCACAAACCAGAGCACUUCUGGGUUUGUGGCAUUCAAGAGCCGAUUUGUUCAACAACCAAGCCAUUCGGGAACUCAGGUACCACUGUAUUUAAUGAUUCCCCCACCUCGAAUUUUUGUUGUAGACUAGUGCCAACAGAGAAGAAAACAAUCCCCAAAAUUCCUAACUGCCUUCCCAAUCAACCCAACCUGUAAAGAGCAGAGAAAGAAAAAAGGGGGAAAGGUUAAAAGAGAAUGGAAGGGGAUGGCUGGCAGGAAGAGGGCCAAGAGGAAGCAUAGCAACAGUAGAGGUUAGGGGACCUAAACUCUGAGAGAUCUGGUGUAUUACUCCUCAAAGUGGAUUGCUUGUUCAGCUUCUGCUACUGAAGUGGAUCUCCGAUCACCAUUGGAAAAGUGAGCAAGUAAUUUUUGAGGUCUAACAAUAGUGACAUAAUAGCAUUUGUAUUGUGAAUGUCCAUGAUGCGGCCAACAUGUUGUGCUAUGGUUAUGAUAUUAAGCUUUCCACCUUUAUAAGUGGGUUGCCUUUGUCUUUUUGUUUGAAGUAGCAUAUAACGAUUUCUAGAAGUUCUGUCGAAAGUAAGCAAAUGUCUGGUUUUCCCUAACCCUCGGUGCUUCCUUUUCUUUCAGUGGUUAAAGUACCACAAAAGACACUCCUGCUGGAUGCUUUGGAAGAAGAGUCUGGGGUCGUCUAUGAUUUCUGCAUGUGCAACCCUCCUUUUUUUGCCAACCAGCUGGAAGCAAAGGUAUGUUGAUUGCUGAUCCUCUGCCCUGGGCUUCUCCUGUUUGUGUUGACACAUGCUCAUUCUUUAAAGGUCCCUUUACAGUUGAAACGCUUGAAGUAUAAUUUGAUGCUGUGUAGAAAGACAGUUGGGAGAGGCGGAAGAACCUAAGCAUCUGUAAAAAAAAAUCAUAGUUAGUUUGCAUGGCUACGUAGCAAGCUAAGAGGUAGUGAUGCCCACUUUCAUUCUUUGCCAGGGAGUAAAUUCUCGUAAUCCCAGAAGACCCCCUCCGAGCUCUGUUAACACUGGAGGGAUCACUGAGAUCAUGGCUGAAGGAGGAGAGCUGGAAUUUGUCAAGAGAAUAAUCCACGAUAGCCUGCAGCUUAAAAAAAGAUUACGGUAAGAAUUUAAUAUUUUUAUUGUUUAUAUGCCACCCAUCUGACUGGGUUGCCCCAGCCACUCUUGGCGGCUUCCAACAAAACAAAACAAAACAAAACGCAAUAAAAUAUCAAACAUUAAAAACUUUCCUAUACAGGGCUGCCUUCAGAUGACUUCUAAAAGUCAAAUAAUUGUUUAUGGGAGGGCGCCCCUGCUGAGAAGGCCCUCUGCCUGGCUCCCUGUGACUUUACUUCUCGCAGUGAGCAAACUGCCAGAAGACCCUCGGAGCUGGAUCAAAUAAAAAACUUGUUGUUUAUAGCCAAAGGCCAUCAAAAUCCAACAUUAACAAUAAAAAAUAAAUCAUUUAAAAUACACACAUAAUAACGAGAAUAUCAGUAUCUUCACCGUAAAUUAAAAACAGAACAAUCAAUCCUCUCCAGUCUUCAUAGGAAAUAAAAUAAAAUCAUCAUCAUCAUGAUGUUGAUGAUUUAUACAACUGAAACCACUGAUUAAAAUAUAUUUGUGAUGUGGCAUGAAUUCCAGUACUUGGAAUAAAGUUGUUGGGCUUGGUUUUGAGCAUUUGUUUUGCUAUAGUAGGAGGAGGAAAAGGUGCGCUCUUAACAUUAUUUCCAAAUCUUGGGGUAUGGUUCACCCAUGACUGUAAUAGAGUCUGCAGUUGUUUCUCAAAGCAUUUUCCUUUUUUUAAAUUGGCAGUCACGAGACCUUUGUGUUCUGAAACUUGAACCCCCAAGAGGCUAGUUUUGAGAGAACUUAGUCUGAUUUCUAAACUCUUUGGUUCUGAAAUGUCUUUCAUUACUGCAGGUGGUACAGUUGCAUGCUGGGGAAGAAGUGCAGCCUGGCACCCCUGAAAGAGGAGCUUCGGAUCCAUGGGGUAAGCAUUUCUGUAAACACACCGCAGCUAUCUGUAUUACAUCUGCUCACAGCUGCACUUUCCAUUUGUGUGAAAUACUAAACGGUUUUUCCACUGGCAGGCUGCAGAACCUGGCACCCCAUCAAUCUAACACACUACUUGAAAGGAGGUCCCACCGACUGCAAUGGCCCUUAGAUCCAGGCAGGUGUGUGUAAGACACCAACCUUAGUCAACACAGCAGAGUUUGAGAAUUUAAUGCACGGUGGACAAAAGUAGCAGCGUUCCUUGUGCAUUAAAACCUGUUUUUUUCAGAGGUGUGUUCUCACCAACAACCAAUAUGGGGUUCACUGCGAGACAUGUAUCUCCCUCCUUCGGCUGCAUGCAGGGCUCCUCAGCCCAGCCCAGCUGCGGCUGCCGGAAGGGCUGUCCUUCGGAACCCCUUUUGCAGAAGUUCUUGAACCUGGAUUGAAAACGCAGGUGAAAAUAGUGGUGCCCUUUUCAAUGCUCCACCUGUCUGUUAAACAGCAAAGAUACACCUCCCUGCAAGGAGAAAAAGAGUGUGCCAAUCCUGUUGUGCCAGGUUUCUAACUACAGGGAGUUGUUUUCUGUGGGAGAGCACUCAACCCUGCCUGCAUCUGCAGUCUGAAGUAGCCCAGUCAGUCCUGUUUAUGUUUGUAUCCUGCUUUUUCUUCCACUGAACUCAUUUAAAUCACAGGAAUCCAAGGUGUGCCACCAUGUAGGAACUAGCCUGACCUAGACUUGCUUAGCUUCAACAAGGUGGCUGCAUCUUGUGCCUUCAGAGCAUUUCCUGGCCUUCAGAUUACUCUGCCCCCUUCCUUGUUCCUGCUCCAUUCUGCUGCACUAUAGACCCAGCCUCAUUUAGCUCCCUGUGAACUGGACAAGAAGUUAUUUGUCUAUGCUGCCCAUGAUCAGAGACUUUGGAGGAAAGGGCCACAGACACCUUUUUUUGUGUGUGUAUGUGAAAUGCUGUAAUGUAGAGCUAAAAGAGUAAAAUGCCAUCGUGGGAUGUUUUGGGGUCCUAGCUCAAAAUACAGUGGUACCUCGGGUUACAUACGCUUCAUGUUACAGACUCCGCUAACCCAGAAAUAGUGCUUCAGGUUAAGAACUUUGCUUCAGGAUGAGAACAGAAAUCAUGCUCGAGCGGCGCGGCGGCAGCAGGAGGCCCCAUUAGCUAAAGUGGUGCUUCAGGUUAAGAACAGUUUCAGGUUAAGAACGGACCUCCAAAACGAAUUAAGUACUUAACCAGAGGUACCACUGUAGGUCUGAAGUUGUAAUGAGUUACUGAAGGAAAUAACUCCCCAAAUGUAAGGUUGGCUUGCUGUUUUUCUUUGUGUGCAGGUUCCUAAAGUCACCCACACUGAAUUCUGCCAAGGUCGCACCAUGAGGUGGGCGUUGGCUUGGAGCUUCUAUGAAAAUGUCAAAGUGCCAGUAAGUGCCCACGUGUCUUUCCCGCAAUUCGUUAUCUUGUGUUAUCGCUUAGGACUCUCCCUUAAUGCGUCGCAAGCUCCUGAGUUUCCAAAGCAAUUUACAUAGGCCUGGCGGGAUGGGGUGAAGAAGACCUCUGUUCAAUAAACACACAUUCAGAUCUCUGAUUAGUUGCACAAAAUUACUUGAGUGAUUACUCGAGUAAUCAAAUUUCUGUGCCCCCACCCUUUUUGCUUCUUCCUUAGUUUCUUAACAGCAUACGUCAACUAUGUUAAUGAAUGUACAGACUGCAACUAUCAGAUUCAGGUGUACGAAAUUCUCUUGGACCAUAGUACAUAACUGGCAGAAAUUGAAUUACAUGCUUUGUUCAAUAUCAGUUUAAUUUUUUUCCCCAAUUGCUACUGAACAGUUCAUUUUUUCCCUCCCACAGUCCAUAUGUAAUGUAUUAAUUUUGCAAUAAGUGUGUUUUUGUGUUACACGUUCUCCCAUUUCCCCUGAUUGGGGAUUUUCUUUGUUUCCAAUACUAAUCAUACAUAAUUCCAGCUGCUGUUGCUGUACGAUGUAGUUCCUGGUUUGGGUCCAAAGAAAGCUUAACUUACAGAAGUUCACAGAAAGAAUAUUUCCCAUUGCCUCUUCUCUGUAGCCACCUGUGCCCCCCAAGGUGUUAUGGGGGCGCUCCUGAGCCUCAUGUGAUGUAGCACAGAGUGUUAUUGAGGUGUGGGGAUGGGAAAUUUUCCUUCCGUGAACCUCCUUAAGUCACCACAUAUUGAUACUAAUUAAAUAAAGGUAAAGGUAAAGGACCCCUGACAGUUAAGUCCAGUCGCGAAUGUAUCUGGGUUUGCGGCACUCAUCUUACUUUACUGGCCAAGGGAGCUGACGUUUGUCCGCAGACAGUUUUUCCGGGUCAUGUGGCCAGCAUGACUAAGCCGCUUUCUGGCGAAACAGAGCAGCAAACGGAAACGCCAUUUACCUUCCCACUGGAGGGGUACCUAUUUAUCUACUUGCAUUUUGACGUGCUUUCGAACUGCUAGGUUGGGAGGAGCUGGGACCGAGCAACGGGAGCUCACCCUGUCAUGGGAAUUCAAACCACUGACCUUCUGAUCGGCAAGCCCUAGGCUCAGUGGGGACCACAGCACCACCCGCGCCCCUAAUUAUUUACACAUUUUCUAUUCAUGCUCUGAAUACUGCAGUACUAUUCUUUAGAUUUUUAAUUAUUCCAUUUCCUCUUUCCCCCUCAGUCACCUCCUUCUAAGAAACGAAAGCUAGAGAAGCCUCGGAAACCAAUCACGUUCCUAGUCUUGGCGUCUACAGCCAAAGAGUUAGCUACUAAAGCUUCCUCAGUGGGGAUUGAUGCUGUUGAAGGGAUGGCAGUAGUUGCAGCAUGGAUUAGAAAAAUCCUCACUGACCUGAAGGUAAUAGUAACUGCAACAAUUCUCCCUUUGCUUUCCUCUUUUAAAUGUGAUGUCAUUUCAGGAAGCGGCAAAUUUACACCAGCGAAUCACACUAAAACUCUGUGCAUGUUUGCUUCAAUAGGUGCAGCACAAAUGCAUUCCCUGCGGGAAAGACGAGAUCAGUUUGUUCCUAACAGCUGUAGAAAACUCCUGGAUUCACUUGCGGAGAAAGAAGAGGGAUCGUGUCAGGCAGCUGCGCGAACUUCCUCGAGCCUCUGUAGAUUUCCUCCAAGCCACAACAGAAGGAAAGAACCUGAACGAGGCAAGUAACAUCACAGAAGGCGACAAAGGUGGGCCUGCUGGAGGAGACAAGGAAGGACUUGCUGAAGAUGACAGAGGUAGGCGUGGGGAAGACAACGAAGGUAGGUCCACAGAAGAUGAAAAAGACAGAUCCACAGAAAAGGCAUUGGCAGUACUUGGUUGCAGCCUUGAGUCACGAGAGGAUGGCAGACUGAAUAGCGCGCCUGAUACUGAAGAAGAAAACCUCGAGGGACAUACCAAAGAAAACAGCCAAGCAGAGGAACCAGCUGUUGUUUCAGCAAGCUUAGAAGAUUCCAGUGAUGGAAAAGAGGAGAGGUCCAAGGACUUUGGUACUGGUUGCCUAGGUAUUGAGAUUGGAGAGGGUGCCAACGUCUCUGGUGAAUGGUUCCUUUUCAAGUGUAUGUUAGUUGUGAAGAAAGAAGGGGACGAUUCUUUAGUAGAAAUGCACUGGAUUGAGGGGCAAAACAGAGACUUAAUGAACCAGCUGUGUACCUAUUUAAAGAACCAAAUUUUUCGGUUGGCCACAACAUAAGGAUCUACGUGAAUGAGAAACAUUAUGUUAGCCUUAUUUUUGUAAUCAUGGCUUUUGUGUUAGCAUAUAUUUAAGGACAUCUUUGCUAUGAAAAGUGGCUAUUUUUAAAUCACUUGUGAAGUUUGAAGAUCUGGAAAUUCAUAAAGGCCUUGAAAAUAAUUUGUGGAUAGCAUCCAGACUGGACUAGGUGCACUUAAUUCUCGUUGAAACCAAUGUGAAAAUUCAGUCAUUAUUUAAGUUGCAUAGACUUCAAUGGGAACUAAGUGCAAACUAACAUAAUCCUGGACCCUACGCAUUUUGUGUAACAAAUUUUUAGCUGUUGAGAUAACAUACUAGAAAGCAGCACUGUGUCUGCCUUAAAAAGGCAACGUUGUUGUGGAUUCUUCAUUGGCUUUUCCAUGUGCUUAGUGGAAAUUUUCCACAGUUGUAUCUGUCCCGUUUCCCUUGACAAGUGAUAUUAUUGGCAACCAUGAGUCAGCAGCUGUGUUCACAAGUCACAGUAAAGUGGGAUGAUGAACAAUUUAACCUGAAUGCGUAGAUUACUCCUGCUUUGUUCCUCUACCGAUAAUAUGCAGCAAAUUAUGAUCCUUGGCUCACCAUUACAUUUGAAAUCAAAACUGGUUUGGUUCACUCAAACCCCCAUUUGGUAAGCCAAGAACCAGAGCGGCAAAGGGUCUUCAGGUACAAGUUACAAAGAAUUACGGGAUGGAUUGAAAAUAUAUACAGACACUUUAGGGACUUGGCAAGCAUGUGUGACAUACUAGAGCCAGGUGAAACAUCCUAAACGUUUCAAGUUGGGAAGAAUUUGAGUGCCGUAAAAUGGAUAUUAUAAAGAGAGCAAAUUUGACUGUGUUAAGCUACAUGAUGAUGUGAUAUAUUGAUUUUUUAUAUUAAAAAAAUCACAUAAUAAAAUAUUUUUU